Messenger RNA from Chiroxiphia lanceolata (lance-tailed manakin), 3045 nucleotides. It is a transcript of the gene MSH2, whose product is annotated as mutS homolog 2. Gene Ontology annotation, cellular component: nucleus; MutSalpha complex. Gene Ontology annotation, molecular function: mismatched DNA binding; ATP binding; ATP-dependent DNA damage sensor activity. The record is from RefSeq and is a predicted model, not a curated record. Lineage: Eukaryota; Metazoa; Chordata; Aves; Passeriformes; Pipridae. Gene Ontology annotation, biological process: somatic recombination of immunoglobulin genes involved in immune response; mitotic recombination; mismatch repair.
CGCAAGAUGGCGGUGGAGCCGCAACGGGAGGCCGUGUGGCCCGAGGGCGCGGGGGCCGACGCGGGCUUCGUGCGCGCCGUGCUCUCGCUGCCCGAGAAGCCCGAAACCACUGUGCGCUUCUUCGAGCGCGGACUACGACACGUGCACGGCGUGGACGCGCGGCUGGCGGCCCGCGAGCUCUUCCGCACCCGCGCCGUCAUCCGGCAGCUGGCGGGGGCACCGGGAACUCAGAAACUUGAGAGUGUUGUGCUUAGUAAAAUGAACUUUGAAUCUUUUGUGAGAGAUCUGCUUCUGGUCCGUCAUUACAGAGUUGAAGUUUACAAGAACAAAGCAGGGAGCAAAUCUGUCAAAGAAAAUGACUGGUAUUUAGCUUACAAGGGUUCUCCAGGAAAUCUUGCCCAGUUUGAGGAAGUUCUCUUUGCCAACAAUGACAUGUCCUCGGCCGUUGGGGGUGGGGUUAAGCUGUCCACUGCUGAUGGACAAAGAGUAGUAGGAGCGGGCUUUGUUGACACCACGCUGAGAAAAUUGAGUGUUUGUGAGUUUCCAGAUAACGAUCAGUUCUCAAACCUUGAAGCUCUACUGGUUCAGCUGGGACAGGAGUGUGUCCUACCAGGAGGAGACACUGCAGGAGAGAUGGGAAAACUGCGACAAGUCGUUCAGAGGGGAGGGAUCCUGAUUACAGACAGGAAGAAGGCGGAUUUCACAACAAAGGAUAUUGUUCAGGAUCUCAAUCGCUUGUUAAAAUCAAAAAAAGAAGAACAAAAGAAUAGUGCAGCGCUGCCAGAGAUGGAAAAGCAGGUUGCUGUUUCGUCCUUGUCAGCCGUUAUCAAGUUUUUGGAGUUGCUGUCAGACGAGUCUAAUUUUGGACAAUUUGAACUGACUUUUGAUCUCAGUCAAUAUAUGGUUCUAGAUAAUGCAGCUGUUCAAGCCCUCAACCUUUUUCAGAGUUCUGUGGAAAAUGGGAAUACUGCACAAUCUCUAGUUGGUUUGCUCAAUAAAUGCAGAACCCCUCAAGGACAAAGACUAGUUAAUCGGAUCAAACAACCGCUUAUGGACAAGAACAGAAUUGAAGAAAGGUUGAAUUUGGUUGAAGCGUUUGUGAUGGAUCCAGAACUACGUCAGUGCCUUCAAGAAGAUCUCUUACGUCGCUUUCCAGACCUCAACCGGAUGGCAAAGAAAUUUCAGAGACAAGCAGCAAACUUACAGGACUGUUACCGAAUGUACCAGGCUAUUAAUCAAGUGCCUAAUGUUAUAGAAGCACUAGAAAAACAUGAAGGAGCUCACCAGAUGUUGUUGUUGGCAGUGUUUAUAACACCCCUUAAUGAUAUCUGCUCUGACUUCUCAAAAUUUCUGGAGAUGAUAGAGACAACAUUGGAUAUGGAUAAGGUGGAGAAUCAUGAAUUUCUUGUCAAGUCUUCUUUUGAUCCUAAUUUAACAGAAUUAAGUGAGAAGAUGAAUGAACUGGAAGAGCAAAUGCAGUCCUUGUUAAAGACUGCAGCCAAAGAACUAGGUUUGGAAGCUGGCAAAAGUAUCAAACUGGAGACAAAUUCACAGUUUGGACAUCACUUUCGAAUAACUUGCAAGGAGGAAAAAGUUCUCCGCAACAAUUCAAAAUAUGCAAUAGUUGAUACACAGAAGAAUGGUGUGAAAUUCACCAACAGCAAACUGAGCUCUGUCAAUGAAGAAUAUAAAAGGAACAGAGAAGAGUAUGAAGAGGCUCAGGAUGCAAUUGUUAAGGAAAUCAUUAGCAUUGCUUCAGGUUAUGCAGAGCCAAUGCAGACGAUGAACGACGUGGUAGCUCAGUUAGAUGUGGUUGUCAGUUUUGCUCACGUGUCCAACGGAGCACCGGUGCCGUAUGUCCGUCCCGUCAUUCUGGAAAAGGGACAGGGGAGGAUUGUGCUGAAAGGUGCCAGGCAUCCUUGCCUCGAAAUGCAGGACGAGGUGGCUUUCAUCCCCAAUGAUGUUACAUUCGAGAAGGGCAAGCAGAUGUUCCACAUUAUUACUGGCCCUAACAUGGGGGGAAAAUCAACCUACAUCCGGCAGACGGGAGUGAUUGUUCUUAUGGCCCAAAUUGGGUGUUUUGUUCCGUGUGACUCUGCAGAAAUAACCAUUGUGGAUUGUAUCCUGGCUCGGGUGGGAGCAGGAGACAGUCAGCUGAAAGGCGUGUCUACUUUCAUGGCUGAAAUGCUGGAAACUGCUUCAAUCCUUAGGACAGCAUCUGAAAACUCCCUGAUAAUUAUUGAUGAGCUGGGAAGAGGAACUUCUACCUACGAUGGCUUUGGCUUAGCAUGGGCUAUCUCAGAAUACAUUGCUACCAAAAUCUGUGCUUUCACUAUGUUUGCUACACAUUUUCAUGAACUGACAGCUCUUGCUGACGAAGUGCCAACAGUAAAUAACCUACAUGUUACUGCUCUGACCACCGAUGACACACUGACGAUGCUUUAUCGUGUCAAGGAAGGUUUUUGUGACCAGAGUUUUGGAAUACAUGUAGCAGAGUUGGCAGCUUUCCCAAAACAUGUGAUAGAAAGUGCAAGAGCGAAAGCCUUGGAGCUGGAGGAGUUUCAGAACAUUGGCAAGUCCAAGGACUCUGAAGGAGAACCAUCAGCCAAGAAACCCUACAGAGAGAGAGAGGAAGGUGAAAAGAUAAUUCAGGAUUUUCUUUGUCAAGUGAAAGCAUUGCCCCUGACAGACAUGUCAGAAGAAGACAUCAAAAUCAAGCUGAAACAGCUGAGAAAUGAUGUGCUGGCAAAGAACAACAGUUUUGUGAAUGAAAUAAUUUCUCGAAUGAAAGUUACAUCAUUAUAGGUGUGAGAACAGCAUACAGCUCUUGAAGCAUAUUUUGCAUUGAAAGAACUAUAAUUUUCUUGUCUUGUAGCUUUUAUACUUUAUGAUACUUGUACUGAUUUAUGUAGGCAUUUUUUUUUCUUGGAUUGUAAUUAUUUUGUAAAAAAUUCUGAGCACAUUAUGUGCCAGAUUGCUGCUUUAGUUGUGACCACUGUACUCUUCUAGAAGUUUUCAAUAAAGUACUUUUUCAUAUUGAGAGAA